Trifolium pratense (red clover) is the source of this 1274-nucleotide messenger RNA. RefSeq lists its product as uncharacterized. The transcript is spliced from 3 exons. Gene Ontology annotation, biological process: lipid metabolic process. Gene Ontology annotation, cellular component: membrane. Gene Ontology annotation, molecular function: oxidoreductase activity, acting on the CH-CH group of donors. The record is from RefSeq and is a predicted model, not a curated record. Lineage: Eukaryota; Viridiplantae; Streptophyta; Magnoliopsida; Fabales; Fabaceae. The coding region runs from base 40 to 1029 and encodes 329 amino acids.
GUCACAAACACUCACACACACCACCAUUGAAUCAACAAAAUGGCUUGUAAUCAAAAUUUGAAGAAUGCUAUCAUAGCAUUAUUGGUUCCUCUUCCCUCAAUCAUCUUCUAUCUCACAUUCCUCAACAACUAUCACUCAUCAAUUUCAAACCCAAACAAUCCUUCUUUUCUCUCAACUCUAUGGACAUGGUGCUAUCACCACCCUCUUCUCUUUGCCAAUGCUCUCUUCUUCUUCAAUGUUAAUCUCCUCUUCUGGCUCAUUGGUCAAAUCCAAUCUAGUCACUGGAUGAUUGAUCCAUAUUGGACAGUGAUACCUGUGAUGCUUGUUCAUUACUAUGCACCUCACCCUUUGGCUAACUAUGAUUCUUGGAGAUCAAAGAUUGUGAUUUUCUUGACUUGGAUUUGGAGUAUUAGACUCACUCAUAAUUACUUUAGGCGCGAAAAAUGGCAAUGGGGUGCGAGAGAAGAUUGGCGUUUUACUGAGAUGAGUGAACAAUAUGGAAAACAUUGGUGGUGGAUUUCAUUCUUUGCUGUUUAUGUUUCUCAACAGAUGUUUUUGAUUGGAUUGUCCCUUCCAUUGUAUGUUGUGCACUUUGUUAAUAAGCCUUUGAGUAUAUUGGAUUUCAUGGCUAUUGCUGUUUGUUUGAGUGGCAUUGUUAUAGCAUACUUUGCGGAUACACAACUCCAUGACUUUAUGUGUAAAAACAACAAGCUAAAAGAGCUUGGUAAACCUGUAGUCUCUGUACUUGACAGUGGCUUAUGGUAUUACUGUCGGCAUCCGAAUUACUUCGGUGAGACGCUGUGGUGGUGGGGACUAGUUGUAUUUGCAUGGAGCCUUGGACAUGGAUGGACAUUUAUCGGAGCUUUUGUUAAUACAUUGUGUUUGGCUUAUGUGACUAGGCUUGUGGAGGAGAGAAUGUUGAAACAAGAGAGUAGAGCAAAGGCGUUUAGGCUUUAUCAGAAAACAACUUCUGUGUGGAUACCUUGGUUUAAGUCAUUUCCUUCAGAAGUUAAAAAUAAGAAUGCUUGAUGUUUUUCUUUAUGCAAUGAUUGUUUUUUUUUUUGUAAAAUUGUCAUGUUGGUAUCUUAUUCAGUGUUGCAAUUUCUUUUCUCUUGUUUAUUUAAUAGAACCAUGAUUUGUAUUUGUUUUAGUAUGUAGUACUGAUAAUUCAAAUUCUAAGUGUGUCUGAUUGUACGAUACUGACACUGACACGGUAAUGAUACACAUGAUUUCAUACGAUCACUUUUAUUUUUUCAAACUAUAACAGUUGUCUA